Apodemus sylvaticus (European woodmouse) is the source of this 4703-nucleotide messenger RNA. RefSeq names its product zinc finger protein 501-like. Gene Ontology annotation, biological process: negative regulation of transcription by RNA polymerase II; regulation of cytokine production; regulation of immune system process. Gene Ontology annotation, molecular function: RNA polymerase II cis-regulatory region sequence-specific DNA binding; DNA-binding transcription factor activity. The record is from RefSeq and is a predicted model, not a curated record. The transcript has 6 exons. Lineage: Eukaryota; Metazoa; Chordata; Mammalia; Rodentia; Muridae. The coding region runs from base 695 to 2149 and encodes 484 amino acids.
GGGGAGGGGAGGAGAGGAGGGAGCGAGAGAGAUUGUAUCAGGUGUGGCGGGUGGGUCAUUUUAUCUGGCAGAACACAUCUCGCUCACCAAGGGCACCUGGCGCCAACAAGCGAUGGCAGCCGAUGACGACACAAGCCUCUGCUAGGUCCCUGAGAGCAGGCUUGUGGAAGCGCCUGUGCGACAACAGGCGCACGUUCCGAGGCAAUGCCAGUCUCUCCGGGCUGGGACAGUUCUGUGCCUGAGGGGAGGCCCAGGCUGGGAACCACUGUGCCAUCUCUAGGGAGCUGUCACUCAUACCUAGCCAGCCAAUCAGAGCCUUCAGACAUAGCUGUUAGUCAGAAUGAGGCGGGCACAUCCGGUCCCCUAUACUGAAGGCUAGGCUGUGUCUAAUCCGGAGUCCUGGAAUGUGACCCUCUGCCGGGAGCUGCGAGGAGAGCGGGGCGAGCUCGGUGUCCACGCCAUGAUCAUUACACAGAACAGGUUGGCCCAGAAAUUAGAGAUUCACCUGCUUCUGCCUCCUGAGGUCUAAGAUUAAAGUGAGUUGGUGAUUGCAUUUGAAAUUCUCUGAGUUGGAAUUAAUAUGCUGGUCAUAUAGAAUUGUGAUACAGUGACCUAUGAGGAUGUGCAUGUAAACUUCUCUCGAGAAGAGUGGGCUUUGCUGGAUCCUUCUCAGAAGAGUCUAUACAAAGAUGUGAUGCUGGAGACCUACUGGAACCUUACUUGUAUAGGCUAUAAAUGGGAAGAGCACAAUAUUGAAGAUCAUCAUCAAAGUUCUAGAAGACAUGGAAGGUAUACCAACUGUCCCUCUGGAUAUGGAAAGAAGCAGUGUACCGAUCUGUUUCCUAGAACAAUUAGAACAUAUGUAGUCAUUCCCUUUGUGAGAAGAGGAGGUGAAUGUGAUACAAGUUUACAAGUACUUGGUUUUCCUGCUUCAGUGGAAAAACAUCAAAAUACUGACAUUGGAGAAAAGCCCUAUGAGUACAAGGAAAGUAGAGAAUCUUCUGUCUGUCCUGGUUCACUUUGCACAUGUAGUGUAACUCACACUAUAGAAAAAUGUUUUGAAUGCAAUCAGUGUGGUAAAUCUCUGAGUUCUUCUAGUUCUCUUCAGAGAGAUAACCAAACUCGUAUGGGAAAAGGAAGUGAUAACUGUGAGCUAAGUAGUAACAGCUUAACCCAUCACAGGCAUCCUCAAAUACAGAAGACAACCUAUAAUGAAGAGAAUCUUUAUGAGUGGAAUCAAUGUGGAAAAUCCUCUUUACAGUUACACCAAAGAACUCAUUUGGAAAUGAAAUACUGUGAAUAUAAUCAAGAAGAUAAACUCAUUUCACAUCAGAAUUGUAGUCAAGUAGGUAGACCUAAUACUAGAGACACAAAGCAUGCCUAUCAUCAGUGGGGUAAAGCCUUUGUGUGUUCCAGUUAUCUUCAAAUACAUGAAAGAAUUCACACUGAAGAGAAUCCCUAUGAAUGUAGUCAAUGUGGUAGAGUCUUUACAUGCCACAGCGCUCUUCAAAUCCAUGAAAGAAUUCAUACUGGAGAGAAACCCUAUAAAUGUAAUCAAUGUGGUAAAACCUUUGCAUGUAAGAGAUAUCUUCAAGUCCAUGAAAGAAUUCAUACUGCAGAGAAACCCUAUAAAUGUAAUCAAUGUGGUAAAACCUUUGCAUGUAAUAGUUAUCUUCAAAUGCAUGAAAGAAUUCAUACUGGUGAGAAACCCUAUAAAUGUAAUCACUGUGGUAAAGCCUUUGCAUGUAACAGCAAUCUUCAAAAGCAUGAAAGAAUUCAUACUGGAGAGAAACGUUAUAAAUGUAAACAAUGUGGUAAAGCAUUUGCAUAUAGCAGUAAUCUUCAAAAGCAUGAAAGAACACAUACUGGAGAGAAACCCUAUGAAUGUAAUCAGUGUGGUAAAGCCUUUACAUGUCACAGUAGUCUUCAAAUCCAUGAAAGAAUUCAUACUGGAGAGAAACCCUAUAAAUGUAAUCAAUGUGGUAAACUCUUUGCACGUAAAAGGUAUCUUCAUAUUCAUGAGAGAAUACACACUGGAGAGAAACCCUAUGAGUGUAAUCAAUGUGGUAAAUCCUUUGCAUAUAGCAGUAGUCUUCAAAAGCAUGAAAGAAUUCACACUGACAAAAAAAAUUCUCCAGCUAAGAAAUAACUUUGCAUACCAAAUCUUUUUUCCCUUGGGCUCACUCCCUGGUGCUUGAUUAAGAUUACUAGAAUCAUGUGUGUUCUUUUGUGAUUCGGUUACCUCACUCAGGAUGAUAUUUUCUAGUUUCAUCCAUUUGCCUAAGAAUAUCACGAAUUCAUCGCUUUUAAUAGCUGAGUAGUACUCCACUGUGCAAAUGUAACACAUUUUCUGUAUCCAUUCCUCUGUUGAAAGUCAUUUGGGUUCUUUCCAUCUCUUGGCUGUUAUAAAUACGGCUGCUAUGAACAUAGUAGAGCAUGUGUCCUUGUUACAUGUUGGAGCAUCUUUUGGAUAUAUGUCUAGGAGUGGUAUAGCUGGAUCCUCAGGUAAUACUAUGAGCAAUUUUCUGAGGAACCGCCAGACUGAUUUCCAGAGUGGUUCUACCAGCUUGCAAUCCCACCAACAAUGGAGGAGUGUUCCUAUUUCUCCACAUUCUUGCCAGCAUCUGCUAUCACUUGAGGUUUUGAUCUUAGCCAUUCUGACUGGUGUGAGGAGGAAUCUCAGGGUUGUUUUGAUUUGUAUUUCCCUGAUGACUAGGGAUUAUGAACAUUUCUUUUUUUAAUUAGAUAUAUUUUUUAUUUGCAUUUCAAAUGAUUUCCCCUUUCCUGGUGUCCUCCCCUCCACACCCACUGAAAGUCCCAUAAGCCAUCUCCCUUCCCCUGUUCCCCAGUCAACCCUCUUCAGCUUCCCUGUCCUGGUAUUCCUCUACACUGCUGCAUCGAACCUUUCCAGGACCAGGGGCCUCUUCUCCUUUUGAUGUCCAACAAGGCCAUCCUCUGCUGCCUAUGUGUCUGGAGCCAUGGGUAAUACCAUGUGUACUGUCUGGUUGGUGGUUUUGUUCCUGGGAGCUCUGGGAGUACUGAGUGGCUCAUGUCGUUGUUCUUCCUUUGGCAGUGCAAACCCCUUCAGCUCCUUGGGUCCUUUCUCUAGCGCCCCCAUUGGGGACCCUGUGCUCAGUUCAAUGGCUGGGUGAGAGUGUCCCCCUCUGUGCUAGCAGAGCCUCCCAGGUAACAGGUAUAUCCGGCUCCAGUCAGCAAGAACUUGUGGGCAUCCAUAAUACUGUCUGGGUUUUGUAACUGUAUAUGGGAUGGAUCACUAGGUGGGGUAGUCUCUGGAUUGUCUUUCCCUCAGUAUCUGCUCCACACUUUUUCUCUGCAUCUCCUUCUAUGAGUAUUAUUUUCCUCCUUCUAAGAAGGACCAGAGUUUCCAUACUUUGUCCUUCCUUCUUCUUGAACAUCAUUUGAUAUGUGAAUUGAAUCUUGGAUAUUCCAAGCUUCUGGGCUAAUAUCCACUUAUCAGUGAGUGCAUACCAUAUGUGUUCUUUUGUGAUUGGGUUACCUCACUCAGGAUGAUAUUUUCUAGUUUCAUCCAUUUUCCCAAGAAUAUCAUGAAUUCAUUGCUUUUAAUAGCUGAGUAGUACUCCAUUAUGCAAAUGUCACAUUUUCUGUAUUCAUUCCUCUGUUGAGGAACAUCUGGGUUCUUUCCAGCUUCUGGCUAUUAUAAAUAAGGCUGCUAUGAAUAUAGUGGAGCAUGUGUCCUCAUUACAUGCUGGGGAAUCCUCUGGGUAUAUGCCCAGGAGUGGUAUAACAAGGUUUUCCAAUAGUAUCGUGCCCAGUUUUCUGAGGAACCUCCAUACUGAUUGCCAGAGUGGUUGUACCAGCUUGCAAUUCCACCAGCAGUGGAGGAGUGUUCCUCUUUCUCCACAUCGUCGCCAACACCUGCUGUCUCCUGAGUUUUUAAUCUUAGCCAUUUUGACUGGUGUGAGGUGAAAUCUCAAGGUUGUUUUGAUUUGCAUUUCCCUGAUUACUAAGGAUGUUGAACAUUUCUUUAGGUGCUUCCCAGCCCUUCAAGUUUCCUCAGUUGAGAGUACUUUGUUUAGUUCUGUUCUCCAUUUUUUAAAAAUAGGAUUAUUUGGUUCUCGAGUCUAACUUCUAUGCACUCACUGGUAAGUGGAUAUUAGCCCAAAAGCUCAGAAUAUCUAAGAUACAAUUCAUAGACCAUGUGAAGCUGAAGAGGGAAAACCAAAUUGCUUCAGUCCUUAGAAAGAUGGACAAAAUAUGGCGACAAAAUGCAGAGCAGAGACUGAAGGAAAGGGCAUUCAGAGAUUGUUCCACUUGGGGAUUCAUCCCAGAUAACAGUCAACAAACUCAGACACUAUUGUGGAUGCCGAGAAAGGCUUGCUGAAAGGAGCCCGAUACAGCUGUCUCCUGAGAGCCCCUGCCACAGUCUUGCAAAUACACAAUUGGAUGCUUGCAGCUAACCAUUGCAGUGAGUUCAGGGUCUUCAGUGGAGGAGUUAGAGAAAGAACUAAGGAGCUCAAGGGGUUUGCAAUACCAUAGGAAGAACAACAGUAUCAACUUACCAGACCUCCCAGAGCUCCCAGGGACUAAGCCACCAACCAGGGAGUACACAUGGCUCUGGCUGCAUAUUUAGCAGAGGACAGUCUUGUCUGGCACCAAUGGGAGGAGAGGUCCUUUGUCCUCUAAAGGUUCAAUAGAUGCCCCAGUGUAGGGGAGUCGAGGGA